UCCCGUUUCACAAUUUGGCAGCCUCGAGACAACACUGAGGGCAGCGGGAAAAAGGUCGGGGGAGCGAGUCGACGGAAAUCCGAGCCGACCACUCUAAGGUAUUCCCUCUCUGUCAUGGAGGAGAUGCAGGCAGACGAAUGUGCUUCCACGUCCGGAGACACAGUGGAGCGAGCUACUGGUAGUGGUAGUAGUAGCAGCGGUAGUGCCUUCUCGUGUAUGGUGAGGCUUGCACCGUGUGAUUUGGUGAGCAGCCAAAGCGGAAAGGGAUACUAUGGAAAAGAAGAAGUUGAUGACCUUAUCGAUUUGAUGGAAUGUGAGAUGGAAUCACUGGAAUGCGAUGUAGAGUACUGGAAGACGCUGUUCAACCAAAGCCAGGACGAGUUGAACUACAAUAGAACCCUCAUUGAGAAUCUCGAGCAAGAUCUUCACAGGAUUAGAGGAGAUACUUCUGGUCUGGGUGCUCUUCAGAGUGAUCAGCAGGAGCAACAGCAGAAUUCACAAAGUUCCUCCCUGGGCCGUUCGAGCUUUGCUAGCUCCUGCAGCAGCAAUAGUGUCCUGAGUCAAACAUUGGACGCGAGCUCUCGUACAGUAUUCUCUCAAUCGGCAGCAUCCUCUCGGCCUGUGAGUCUGAGGUCGUCGCCGAGCACCUCGUCUGAUAAGAGACGACAGCGAGCGGCGCGGAGAAAGGGUAUCAGAGUUAUCCGUCUUGGCCGAAGGAAAAGCGCAGUUCGAGAGACGGCCCAAGGAGGUACCUCCCAGGGACUAUACAACGGUGUUACUUCUUCCUUGGGCUCCCUAUGGAAGCGAAUGACUGGCCACUCGUCAUCUGAGAAGCCGAAGGAACGAGCGAAGAUAUUGGAAGGGUUAACAGAAGAACAAAAGGACGAGUCGGAAGCUGAAGGGACCCCAACUACGCGUGCGCCAGAGUAUCGAGAUGUACCGGUCCUGGGUGAGGGAAGGAUUCUCCCGACGUCGCCGAGCUCGCCCCGUUCUGUUGAUGAAUCUCCUGCUGUGCAAACAGUAUCACCAGUUCAUGAUGGUGUUAGUGGCACAGCGAGGCCGGAGCCUUCCGCAGCUUCAGAUCGUCGGGGAUCACCAAGCCGACCCGCUGAGGUUGGCUUCACAUUCGAGGAGUACGAGCGCGAGGCCGAGAAGACCCUCGGAGCAAUAUUCGAUACCACUGAAAAGAUCAUCAAUGGGGAUGAGUUGAGCUUCGGAGAAUGUCUCGAUGAAGUACUCCUACCAGUUGCCAAGGAGUUGAGAGCUCUGUAA
This is a messenger RNA of Perkinsus marinus ATCC 50983, 1272 nucleotides long. RefSeq lists its product as hypothetical. Lineage: Eukaryota; Perkinsozoa; Perkinsida; Perkinsidae. Bases 115 to 1272 code for a protein of 385 amino acids. The transcript has 11 exons. The record is from RefSeq and is a predicted model, not a curated record.